AUGCCGUCGGAGGUCAUGGACGCCUACUGGGCGGCGCCAGCAAUGGCCCGCAAUUUGGCGACCUUGAUCGUCGUCACGUCAAUCGCAGCGCACUUCGGUUUCGUGUCGUAUGGGUGGCUGUACUUUGGUGAGGAUCGGCUCUUGCGCUUCCCACCUGAGAUAUGGCGGUUCGCAACGAACUUCUUCCUCAGUGGUCCAAAGCUCGGCAUCAUCUUGGACCCCUACUUCACAUACCAGUAUUUGAAGCAGCUAGAGACGGCGAACCCCAAGUUCUCCCGAAAGGAAGACUUGGUCUGGUAUUUGAUGACCGUUGGGGGCAUGAUCAUUUUCCUCAACCGCGCAUUCCUCGGCGGGGGAUUCUUCCUUGGCGGCCUCAUCAUGGCCUUGGCGUACACCGCAACGCAGGAUCAGCGUGGCAUCCAGUCCGGCUUCAUCGUGUUCACCGUGCCGGCGCAGAGCAUCCCGCUGUGCAUGCUAGCAUUGUCACUACUCCUAGACCCGUCCGCGAUUCCCCUCCAGCUCACGGGCCUGUUGUCGGCGCACCUGCACGACUUCCUCUCGCGCCUCUGGCCCGAGUUUGGCGGCGGCUGGAACAUCAUGACGCCACCGCGGUUUGUUUCGUGGUUGGUCAAGACACCUCGGAUGGUACAGCGGGAGUACGGCACGGCCGCCCACCAGCCGCGCGGCGCCCACGGGGUGAGUGGCGGAUCGGCGGCGGGAGACAGUUCGGGGGCGUCGACCGGGUCGGUGUUGCCCGACUCGUGGAAGACAAGGGGGUCUGGGCAGCGUCUGGGGGGGAACUAG
Messenger RNA from Dichotomopilus funicola, 804 nucleotides. RefSeq names its product Der1-like family-domain-containing protein. Bases 1 to 804 code for a protein of 267 amino acids. Gene Ontology annotation, cellular component: Hrd1p ubiquitin ligase ERAD-L complex; endoplasmic reticulum membrane. The record is from RefSeq and is a predicted model, not a curated record. Gene Ontology annotation, molecular function: ubiquitin-specific protease binding; misfolded protein binding. The transcript is spliced from 3 exons. NCBI's taxonomy places the organism in Eukaryota, Fungi, Ascomycota, Sordariomycetes, Sordariales, Chaetomiaceae. Gene Ontology annotation, biological process: endoplasmic reticulum unfolded protein response.